AUGGGAAACAGCGGACGCUACGAGAACUUGCACAACGCUCCAGAUUUCAGGACAUGCGGAUGGCUGUGCAGAAUCUGGAGCGGAGGUCUUCAGAAGGCCUGGAGCACAUGGGGAUGCAGACUCUGCUCUCAAAGCUCAUCUAGCACACAGCCUUCACAUCAUCCCAGGACACAAGCGGAGAAAGCCAAACGCAGACAAGCACGGGAGAAGGCCAUACUCAGCAGCGAUGUUAAUGAUCCUGGACUUAUCUGGUCAGAUAAAGAGAAAAUAGCAUACACUGCUGCACUCGUACCUGUAGAGAAGAAAGACACCACUCUGCCCUUCCCACAAUCCUACAGCCCGGAAUAUGUGGAGUUUGGCUGGUAUCAGUGGUGGGAGAAACAGGGAUUCUUCAGUCCUGAGCGGCAUGUAUGGGAGCAGUUACAGCUUAAUAUAAGCUGUCUCUACCCUAAAGCAAAUAAAGAAAUCAAUGUGGACUCAAAGGAGCUGUCUGGCUGGACUCUUCUGUCUGUUCCCGGUUAUCAGCACAAAGUGGAGUUCGGGAUCUUGCUUACAUUUGCUUAUCCACUGGAGGGACAGGAAGGAGAGGUUGCAGUAUCAACCACGCGUCCAGAGACGAUGCUGGGAGACGUGGCCAUUGCUGUUCAUCCUGAUGACCCUCGAUAUAAAGAUCUUCACGGCAAACACUGCAGGCAUCCAUUCACUGAGCGCUUAUUACCCAUCGUCACUGACAUUAUGGUUGUUAGCACAUUUGGCACAGGUGCUGUUAAAGUGACACCAGCUCAUGACCACACUGACUUCCUGCUCUCUCAGAGACAUUCACUCCCAAGCCUCACUGUGAUUGGAGGAGAUGGGACCAUGACCUCAGACUGCGGCCAAUGGCUAGAGGGUGUUAAGCGAUUUGAUGCCAGGGAAUGUGUAAUUAUUGCGCUGAUGGAGAGGAAGCUGUUCAGAGGAAAGAAGGAUCAUCCCAUGUCAUUACCAUUCUGUAGUCGUUCUGGAGAUGUCAUUGAACCGUUGCUGAAGAAACAGUGGUUUGUGCGCUGUCAGGAAAUGGGCAGAAAAGCAGUUCAAGCAGUGGAAGAAGGAGAUCUACAGAUAAUUCCUCACUUUUACACAAAAAUGUGGAAGAGCUGGCUGUCCAACAUCAGCGAUUGGUGUAUUUCCAGACAGCUUUGGUGGGGUCAUAAGAUACCAGCCUAUCGAGUGACAGUGGAAAACUCAAAGGACACAGAAGAGGAGCAGUGGGUUUGGGGCAGAAGUGCUGCAGAGGCCCGACAACGUGCCGCUGUGAAGUUUGGAGUGAAUCCUGAUGCCAUCACACUCACACAGGACCCAGAUGUGCUUGAUACUUGGUUCUCUUCUGGUCUCUUCCCGUUCGCAAUGCUCGGCUGGCCUCAGCAGACAGAAAACUUGAAACAGUUCUACCCCAAUUCCGUUCUGGAAACAGGAAGUGACCUCAUCUUCUUUUGGGUGGCCAGGAUGGUGAUCCUGGGCAGAGAGUUGACAGGCCAGCUGCCCUUUAAACAGGUGCUCUUUCACUCUCUGGUGAGAGAUAAAUAUGGGCGGAAGAUGAGUAAAUCUUUAGGAAACGUCAUUGACCCUCUUGAUGUCAUCUCAGGGGUUUCUUUGGAGAGACUUCAAGGGAAAGUCAGAGAAGGAAACUUGGAUCCGAGGGAAAGCGUUGUUGCCAUGGAAGCUCAGAAGAAAGAUUUCCCUAAAGGGAUUCCUGAGUGCGGGACAGACGCUUUGAGGUUCGCACUCUGCUCUUAUAAAGCCCAGGGAGAGGACACCAGCCUGUCUGUGUCUCAUGUGCUGAGCUGCAGACAUUUCUGUAAUAAGAUGUGGCAGACAGUGCGCUUCACCCUCGCCACGCUGCAUGAUGCAAGUUUACCUACGUCAUUAGCAGAGACCUAUCCUCUAUCCAGCAUGGACAGGUGGAUCUGUUGGCGUCUGCACAGCACGGUUCAGCAGUGUGAGAGGGGUUUCGAGAGCUACGAGCUCCACACGGUCACGUCUGCACUGCACUCUUUCUGGCUCCACGGUCUGUGUGACGUCUACCUGCACAUCAUGUAUAUAGUAGUUGAAAUCUUUCAUCAUGUGACGUGUAAUAGUUGUGUUGUUGUAGUGUGGGCGGUGUGUGCACCGGAUCAGGCUGAGACUCUUCUGCGCUUCAGAUCAGCUGUCUGCACGCUGGGCCGGACCUCAGCGCUUCAUCUACACUGUCCAGAGGCAGGCUUCACCGACUCUCCUCCUCCACCUAAGGCCAGUGCUGUAGGGGUGGUGGAUCACUCCAUCUGCUUACAUCUCAGCGUUCAGAAUGGUAUUAAUGCUGACAAACAGAGAGCUCUCCUCUCUCAGCGCAGAGAAAAGCUGGCCUUCAAACUCAAACAAGCCCUCGCUCGCACCCAGACGCCCAACUAUGCAGAAAAAGUACCCAAUAGAGUCAGACAAGAGACAGAGAACAAGACUGCAGCUAUGGAGCAGGAGCUGAAGAACAUCGGGGACCAACUUUUGGCUUUGGAAGAGACACGAGGAAAGAAGUCUAAUUGACACACUGAUCCAAAUAUUAAAUUCAACCAAUAACCACUUUUGGAGAGAAGAGUGAGAAGCAGAUUCCCUACUUUGACAUCUCUGAAGCAACUGACAGAUGACAUUUAACUGGUGAAAAUGGUGGUAAAACAGUAGUAAAGAAAUACCGCCUUUCCCAGGUGUUCACAUUAUUUUGAUACUGAUUUGUGCAGUUUGGUUACAUAAUUGUUUAUUACAGUCCUAAUGUUGCUACUUUUUAGAGCAAUUACACUAUCUCAAGCAUUUAUGAAAUAUAUUGACGUCUUUAUCAAAGACAAGCACGUGCCAAAACAGCACACUUCCAUGUGUAAACUGUAGAUGUCCUCAUUGUUGACUGUGUCAUGUUUAGUCUCAGCAGGGAGCUCUUCUUCUUCAUUCAUAUCUUCCCCAUCAGCUGCAUUCUCAUGUAGGUCAUAUUCUGUGUUGUCCUCAAUUUCAUGAUUCCCUCUAAU
Messenger RNA from Sinocyclocheilus grahami, 3023 nucleotides. Its product is annotated as valine--tRNA ligase, mitochondrial-like. Lineage: Eukaryota; Metazoa; Chordata; Actinopteri; Cypriniformes; Cyprinidae. The record is from RefSeq and is a predicted model, not a curated record. The coding region runs from base 1 to 2553 and encodes 850 amino acids. Gene Ontology annotation, cellular component: cytosol. Gene Ontology annotation, molecular function: ATP binding; aminoacyl-tRNA deacylase activity; valine-tRNA ligase activity. Gene Ontology annotation, biological process: valyl-tRNA aminoacylation. The transcript is spliced from 23 exons.